Messenger RNA from Volvox carteri f. nagariensis, 363 nucleotides. RefSeq lists its product as uncharacterized. Lineage: Eukaryota; Viridiplantae; Chlorophyta; Chlorophyceae; Chlamydomonadales; Volvocaceae. The coding region runs from base 1 to 363 and encodes 120 amino acids. The record is from RefSeq and is a predicted model, not a curated record. The transcript has a single exon.
AUGUGUCCACCAUACAACCCUUACACAGCAAAUCCCAAACCCUGCACCUCUGAAAGCCCUGGCCCCUCAACCCCCCUAACCCCCAAAACCCAAUCAUCUUCAGAUAAGGAAGCCUCUGUUGCAAACAGCAGCCCUCUCCAUACCUCAGUUGGAGUGGCAUCCACUGGAUUGAACACCUCCCCCUCUGUCACACCGCCGGCAUCAGCAGCUGCCACUGCAGCUCCUCCAGUUCCCAGGCUUGCUGAUUGGCACAACGUCCCCAAGUUCUGCCAUGCACACAUGCACAUGAAUAGACAAGUCAUGAUCAUCAGUGUGGCGUACCAUGAGGUUUUCAUUUUUGGGCUGUUGCAUGCUGGGGUUUGA